AUGGACCAUACUAAUAAACCUGAACACGCAGCGGCUGGUCCCGCAGGUCCCAUCCCGCAAGACAGUACUGCUAGCACCCCGUCGAGCGCCUCAGAUCCAGAGUCCGACUUCGAUGACAAUGAUUCCGCUUAUGGCGAUUCGAUCGAUGGCAGCGACACGACCUCAAUCAAGUCCAUUAUCACCCAGUAUCGCUACGAGAAUGGGCGUCGCUACCACGCAUAUCGAGAUGGCGCAUACUGGGCCCCGAACGACGAGCUUCACAACGAUCAACAGGAUAUCGCACAUCAUCUGUGGCUCCUAACCUUGGACAAUAAGCUGUACUUAGCCCCGAUAACUGAUCCACAUAAUAUCCUCGAUAUAGGAACGGGAACGGGAAUAUGGGCCAUAGAUAUGGCCGAUGCAUUUCCUUCUGCCAAAGUCAUUGGGACUGACCUCUCGCCAAUCCAACCAGAAUGGGUACCGCCAAACUGCAUAUUUGAGGUCGACGAUGCUCUCCUCCCGUGGACCUUCCCCCCCGCCUCCUUCGACCUGGUACAUAUCCGUGAGAUGUUCGGGUCGGUCGAAGAUUGGGAUGAGCUUUAUAGACAAGCGUAUCAAGCACUGAAACCUGGCGGCUGGCUAGAGGCUGCCGAACACUCGGUCACUCCGGUUAGUGACGACGGCACAGUUGGCCCGGACCACGUAUAUACACGGUACGGGGCUGUGAUGAACGAGAUGGGGAGGAAGCGAGGCAAGGAAUUCGACAUCUGGAGCCAGGUCAAAGAGUGCAUGGAGCGGCAGGGUUUCGUCGACGUGGUAGAGAAAAGGAUGAAAUGGCCGAUGAACGGGUGGUCCUCCGAUCCGAAAAUGAAAGAUAUAGGAAGAUGGAACGCAUUAAGGGUACAUCAAGGGAUCGAAGGAUUUGCGCUACGGUUGCUGACAAAUAUCGGCGGAUGGUCUUACACAGAGGUGCAGGCACUCAGUGGCCAGGUCAAAGCAGCACUCAAGGAUAAGAAGAUCCAUGGCUAUCUUGAUGUGGUCGUCGUAUAUGGCCGGAAACCAGAAUUUGCUGUGUGA
Messenger RNA from Amorphotheca resinae ATCC 22711, 1056 nucleotides. RefSeq lists its product as hypothetical. The transcript is spliced from 5 exons. Lineage: Eukaryota; Fungi; Ascomycota; Leotiomycetes; Helotiales; Amorphothecaceae. The record is from RefSeq and is a predicted model, not a curated record. Gene Ontology annotation, molecular function: methyltransferase activity. The coding region runs from base 1 to 1056 and encodes 351 amino acids.